CUGUUGUACUUUACUUGCAUGUUUAGGUGUACUGGAAUGCAUGAAAUCACGGCUUGGUUCACCACAUUACAUUCAUAACUCUUUUUUCAUGUUUCUGCAUCUGCAAACAAAAUGAACAGGACUCAGUUGAAACGUUCGAAGAUUCUCAGAAUGGCUCUUGACGGCGAGGAUUCCAUGGAUGGCAAGACGGAUAGCUUUUUAGUGAGAGCCGUCAAGAUAGCUUUUGUGGUGGCUCUUUAUUGGUUCGUUUCAAUAACUAUGGUUUUCCUGAACAAUGCACUGUUGGGUAGUCGUGAGCUGGACGCCCCUUUAUUUGUGACAUUCUUCCAGUGCCUUGUUACGGUGGCGCUUUGCUGGCUCAUGAACUUAUUGGGGAGGCUGUGUCCGGGUUCCGUGGAUUUCCCCUCGGUCAAGUUCGACCCAAAGGUGUCCAGAGAAGUCUUGCCUUUGUCGAUCGUGUUCAUCGGAAUGAUCACCUUCAACAACUUGUGCCUCAAAAACCUGGGAGUUGCAUUCUACACAGUUGGGAGAUCGCUCAGUACGGUCUUCAAUGUGCUCAUGUCCUAUGUGAUUCUGAAGCAAACCACAUCUUUGUAUGCGCUCCUGUGCUGCGGAGUCAUUAUAGGUGGAUUCUGGCUUGGCGUGGAUCAGGAGGGGGCUGAAGGGUCUCUUUCCUGGUCUGGAAUCGUCUAUGGGGUGCUGGCCAGCAUGUGCGUGUCGCUGAACGCCAUCUACACUAAAAAGGUCUUGCCCGUGGUGGACAGCAGCGUGUGGAAACUCUCGUACUACAACAACAUCAACGCUUGCCUCCUGUUCAUCCCGCUGAUCCUGGUCUUCGGGGAGGUGAACAAGCUCUACAAUUUCAGCAGACUGGACGACUGGCAUUACUGGGGCAUGAUGAUGCUUGGUGGAAUCUUCGGGUUCGGCAUCGGCUACGUUACCGGGCUCCAGAUCCAGUUCACAAGUCCGCUGACGCACAACGUGUCCGGCACCGCCAAAGCUUGCGCACAGACUGUCCUGGCUGUGGUGCAUUCCGCAAGCGUAAAGAGCGUUUUGUGGUGGACGAGUAACGGCAUGGUUUUGGGGGGCUCGUUUGCGUACACCUGGGUUAAAGGUCUUGAAAUGAAGAAGUCGCAGGAAGAACCACAGGUUAAAAGCAGAGCUGGUGUAUAGGGAGAGUCUCCCUGAUGCGUCAGUGAGAUUAAAGAAUGUAAAGACUGCUCUUUCGCUAUUUAAGAGAGCUGGCCUCCCUCUUAAAAUAUAAGUGUAGCUGUGUUGAUAAUACUAUUUUGUAUAGUAGUAGGGUGAUUUUUUGACUGUAUGGAUCUGACGCACAAGUUGCAUCAAUCAAUGUGACCAGUGUUUUGUAGUUUUGUAUUUACAUUGGGUUCUAUUGGUUGGAAGUAGAUUUUAUUUUUAUUAUUUUAUUU
Molecule: messenger RNA, 1430 nt
Organism: Conger conger (European conger)
Lineage: Eukaryota; Metazoa; Chordata; Actinopteri; Anguilliformes; Congridae
Gene: slc35c1
Product: solute carrier family 35 member C1
Exons: 2
Coding region: 112-1173 (353 amino acids)
Biological process (GO): protein O-linked glycosylation via fucose; GDP-fucose import into Golgi lumen
Cellular component (GO): Golgi apparatus
Molecular function (GO): antiporter activity
Source: RefSeq, a predicted model, not a curated record